GGCUGCAGUGGUGGGGAUGUCGCACUACUGCGAGUGUCCUCUGCGGCUGGAGAAGAGCUUCAUCUUGGAUGGCGUGGCGGUGAGCUCUGUGGCCCGCACCCAUGAGCGCCUGAGGCCCAAGCUCUGGUCGGCGAUUCCGCCCUACAACGCCCAGCAGGACUACCACGCCCACCGCUACUUCCAGAGCCGCGUGGUUCCGCCCAUUCUGCGGAAAACCCAACAGGAUCAUGGCGGCACGGGAAGAGACGGCUGGAUAGUGGAUUAUUUCCACAUCUUUGGGGAAGGACAGAGAUAUCUGAACAGGAGGAACUGGGCUGGGGCAGGGCAUUCCCUCCAGCAGGUGACCGGCCAUGACCACUACAAUGCUGAACUGAAAACGAUCAAGGGGUUCAACGGUCGGUUUGGCUAUCGCCGGAACACGCCAGCCCUCCGCCAGCACCCGUCUGUCUUUGGAGAGGUCACCCCAUUCCCUCUCUUCUAACAGCAUCUCUUCCGUUCCCACCCCUUGACCUGAAUAGAAGACAGAUGUUUA
Molecule: messenger RNA, 532 nt
Organism: Lontra canadensis (Northern American river otter)
Lineage: Eukaryota; Metazoa; Chordata; Mammalia; Carnivora; Mustelidae
Gene: SPMAP1
Product: chromosome unknown C17orf98 homolog
Exons: 3
Coding region: 17-481 (154 amino acids)
Source: RefSeq, a predicted model, not a curated record